CAAGGACUUAAUACAGGCGAAACCCUCUGUGGCGCAGUCGUUGGGAAAAAAAUUUUGAAGCGAUUGCAACGAUCUUUAACCCGGAUGUCGAGUGAUAUAAGGAUAUGAUAUAGCGAGACCACCAGGAGAAGCGUCGAAAUAUCGAACGAAACGGCUCAGCGUGCUGACUGUUGAUGGACAAUGCUGAACGCUGGAAAUUAACAUUCACAGUUGAACAAAUAUGAAAUUCUAUAUGGACUGUCAAGCAAGGAGUCAUUUACAUAUGCGUAUGGACUGUUACGAACACUAAAUGUUUCUUAAAAGAUUAAUUUUCUGCGUGCCCGAGUUUAAGGUUCCUGUUUGGCAUAUUGAGCCAUUGGUAAACGAUUAUUAAACUUCAUAAUAACAACCUGGUCAUUUACAAGUACGUCAAUCGAUGUCUUGGCAUUGUUUUAAACAACAAGUUGCAGGGAACCGUUUGGUAAAGUCGAGACAUCGGAUAAUUCGUUUGUUCAUGGUUUGCAGCCACUGAUCGCGUCGCAGAAUUUCAAGUUCAAUGAAAGAAACAUAAAAAUUUAGCAUGGAGUCUAAGACGGCCUGCUCUUCGGAAGGAGAUAUUUAGUGAACUAUACAUGGCGAGGCGUGUUCACUUCAACAACGAAUUACACAAAAAGCAUCGUAUUGUAUUAAACGUAAGCGGACAACGGUAUACGACAGAAAGGAAGUGUUUACAAAGACAUCCACAUACUCUUCUCGGAAGCGAGAUGUUAACCAGGUUUUUUGAUCCUAUUAAGAAGGAAUAUUUCUUCGAUAGAGACCCACAUUUGUUUCGAUACAUAUUGAAUUUUUACCAACGCGGGAAGCUUCACUCAUCGCCCGACGAUUGUCCCGUUGCUUUUAAGGACGAGCUCGACUUUUUCGGGAUUCCUAUUUGUGAACUCGAGGACUGUUGCUGGUACACAACAAACACUGAUGAGAAAGAAAAACACCCGUGUCACUACGCCGUGAGGAAAGCUAGCAUGAAGGCGGUACAUUCUGGUAAUUACCUCGAUUGGAAUAAACGAGAAAAUAAACAAGGGAUUAUUAAAAGAAAGAAGAUUCGCGCGACGAGGUCAAAAAACUUUACACAACCUAGUAGAAGCCCAAAUCAUGUACCAAUGACAGAGAAACGAUGCGGCAACACACGACAAAAUUCGGAUAAGAGAGCUGAAUUUAUACGGGCGAAACACUCUGAAGAGAGUGAAAACUCAACAGAAAAGUGCUCGAGUACACGCAAGUGUGAAAUAAAUUGCAGAUGCCAACCACAUAAGUCCAAAAUAGCACAACGAUUAUUUUAUUUUUUGUAUGGGUUGUUCAUAGUUCUAAGCGUGGCUACCACAACGGUGGAGACAAUUGACUGCGAGGAUGGCGUGAAAUGUUUAGAGCUCUAUCCCGACUUGUUCUUCGCCUUUGACGCCACCUUUGUGGCUGUAUUCACCGUAGAAUUCCUCAUACGAUUCGCUUGGUCAAAGAAACGCUGUGCAUUCAUGAAAGAUUUCUUCAAUGUGAUAGAUUUACUUGCAAUAUUGCCCUACUAUAUAUCGCUCAUUGCGACGCAGUUCGUAACUACCGACAGCGUUACGCUUUUAAUAACCCUACGUGUUCUACGUGUCGCGCGGAUAAUGAAAUUAACCAGAGGCUCUACGAGAUUGAAGUCUUUGCUCUAUACCCUAAGAAACUGCUCAACAGAUCUGCUGUUUUUGUACUUCACGUUCACCCUAGGGAUAUUGCUGUUUGGGAGUGUGUUGUACUUUGUGGAAAGUGGGGAAGAUUUCCGGAGUAUUCCUCAUUCCCUCUGGUACACUUGCGUGACGAUGAUGACUACCGGGUAAGGCAACAUUACAGUUAAUUGAAGUUGAAUAAAUCAUCAUAUAUUAAUCUAAGAUCUAUCAAAUCCAUAUUUACUAUUGGUAUAACUGAUAGUCAUUCAAAUUGGGUUAUUUUCGACUCAGCGCGGCAAUAACACCAGGUUUUUGAGUUGAACUACGUUGGAGCAAAAUAAAACUUAGCAGGGAGACCUUGCCGAGCAAUGACUCGACUUGCGUUAUACGACCUGUUCUAGUCGGGCUAAAGCCUAUCCACAAAUUACUAGGAUGUGUCUACAGCUAUUUGCAAAUUUUGCCCUUUUUAUAUGAAGUUAAGUUUAGCACGACUAAAUUGAAUUGAACGUUUAAAACAACUGCUGAAUCCCGGAGCUGACUGAUCAAUUUUAUUUGAGCUUCUAAAAACUUCAUCAAGAUGCUUUGACAAGGCCUAAGGUGAUAUAAUUUUAAUCGGCUGCAAACACAGUCUUAGUAGUAUACCAACCGAAACAUUUCAUGACGUUUUGUACUAAGUUUUUUCAAGUUUUACUUUAGACAUCGAUCGGGUAAACCUAUUACGAGCAAACUACCGGUCUAUGUGGUGCAAUUGUGUUUUGAGUCAAAGAACGUUUAUCUUGUUUUGCUCAACAGGAAAAUUCCUUAAUGUUACAUCCCCUAAGGGCAUAGACAAUGUGGUUUUUUAGUGGGCAUUCGAUAUUUUUCUUGCGCUCAAAACAAGAGUUUUACCAAUAGCUUCUCAUUCACUUUAACUAAAAAGCCCGGUUAGAGACCCACACAAUGAAAACCUACAUCUAUGUCCAUUUACGCUUUGGUUGAAAACUGGUUGCUAGGUAACAUUACAGACACAGGUUUUGCGUGUGUUGCCGUAAUGAUCAGUUUCUCGGAUGUAUUUCGUAUUUGUGGUGGAGUUAUCGACAGUAACUGAUCAAAAUAAAUGUCACGCGAUCAUUCCAUUCACAAAAAAAAAAGUGUUUUUUUUUAAAUUUUUUAUUUCCAUAGCAAAAUAUUUGAAAUAACACAAAACUAGAAGCGUCUGGCUGAGAUACAAAGUUAAUUCAAAAGCUUUUUAAUACUUUUUUUUAUUUUUUAUUUCCAUAGCAAAAUAUUUGAAAUAACACAAAACUAGAAGCGUCUGGCUGAGAUACAAAGUUAAUUCAAAAGCUUUUUAAUACUUGAGUCGAUACUUAUCGUUUACGAUAGCAGCUUUGAUAUUUGCUCUUUUCAUUUAAGAAUCCAAAAACUCAUAGGCGCCAGUGAUAUUAUCCCAACGUGACAACCCAUAAAUUAACCCAAAAUUUUGAACACCUUCCAUUUUUUACGUGAAUGGGAAAUUACAUAAAGGCGGUCGCUAUUUUACCUGUUUACAUAUUCUUAAUUCUAUUUUAGUAUUUAUUCAAUGUUUUCACGUGUCAGUAAUAUUUCCUUCUUCAAAUGACGAUGUUUCAAUUUUAGAUCGUUUACCAAUUCCUGUUACCAUCUGAAAGUGAUUGGGGCAGCUGUCUCAAGCAUGAUGUCAAAAGAGAAAAAAAAGUCCAAAAAGACUUCAUAAAGCUUAGGGAAAUUAUCGUGUUUUGACUAAUGGGCAUCAGAACAGAUCGGCAAACAGUCUGGUAGCCAAAUUUUAAAAACAAAUUAAUAGUCUGCUAGGAAAGUUAUUCAUUGUUUUCUCCGGAGAAAAAUAAAACAAAUAAAUGAGUUCUGGAAUAUUCAAGAAACGACAACAAAUGAAUUAUAGGUUUUCUGUGAAAACUAUCGUGAGAAAGUUUUCUCUCGACAGUUAAUACUGGUGCUCUCUCAGAUCUACUAAAAGCAAAAACACCGAGAUAGAGUACCAUUAAGUAUUUUAAAUAAUGCUAAUGUAGGUUUUAUUUAUAGAAGGUAAGAUUUGACAGUGGCAGAAACAAAGAUAGAUCUAAAGCCCUCUUUAAAUAACCUCAAAAAAUUAAACCAAAUCGAAAGAAUAAGCAGUGAGGAAGCAGAUUAAUUGGCUAUUUAUAAGCGUGGUUGAGGAUUUGAAGCCAUGAUUUCCCUCAAUCAAAACAAGAUUCGAACCCAGGACCUCCGCAUUGCGAGCGUGACGGUCUCACCACUCGAUUACGCUGUCUGUAUCUUAAGUAACUUUGUACAUUUUCUUUGAAAAAGAAGGGGAAAAAAAACCUUCCAAGGUCGCUUAAACCAGAAAACUGGAAACCCAUCCAUCUAUAUUCAAACAAACUUUGAAAUUAAUCCUCGAUUCUCUUGGAUUGCUUCAGUGCGCUCUGUGACUGCCUCAAAAACUUAUCAAGCAAUCGGGUUCCAACUUGCUUUUCAUUGACUGCUUGUACAUUUUGCUUUGUUCUGACUGGCCCAUGAGGUCAUAUUGAUUUUGGUUUUCGACCCCGAGUCGAACAGCGCUCAACAAUCAAUUUUGCCACGCACCGCACGCAGUCUUUACUGUAGCUAAACAAACAAACUAUUUGUCCUUUUGUUUUACUUUAUUUCGCAGGUAUGGUGACGUUGUACCUGUAUCAGUAUUAGGGAAGGUAAUUGGUGGAAUGUGCUGUGUAUGUGGUGUGGUAAUAAUGUCACUCCCAAUUCCUAUUAUGCAAGACAAAAAGGUUAUAGUGCAGAAUUGAGAGGAAAGCGCCGAUAUUUUAAGAUUUAUACCAUUUAUUAAAUUAAAAUAACUAAGAAUUUCAGCUUAUGACCGCAUUAACUACCAGACUCAGAGCAAAAAUGAGUUGGGCCUGCUGAUCAAUCACGCACAAGUGAGCGGAGCUGAAGAGCACCGUCGUCCAUAGGUUGUCUUUGCUAAAGUAAAUAUCGAAAAAUUUUUCUUUGAUGAAUGGAAUCUCCAAGGAAAAGUUGUAAGCGUCACACAUGGAUAUGGAAUUAAACUUGAAACGUCAUGCAGUCUUGCAAAAUCAGAUUCUGAAAUACUUACAGUUCUCUCAAAAAGACGUGACCUGUAUGCGUGCUGUUUUGGUGGUCUAGAGGCUGCUACAGCAUUUAACCCUUCACAUCCUAACAUCAAUAUGCAUAUUCUCCACACUGUUUCUUAUACAUUUCCUAAGGUGCUGACAAGGAGAAUUUGCUUGCCAAUCAUAAGGUUCCUUCCCUGGUGAUCAUUUCCUUUAUUCUCAUUAUCUCAAUGUGUGAUUCAGGAGUGAUAUUGUAGGGAGAAUUUGGAUGCUGGUCACUCCUGGGGAAGAAAGGGUUAAAGAAGGGUAUACAAAUACCCCGUCUAGACCAGAGGCAUUUAAAAGGAAAGGGAUA
This is a messenger RNA of Pocillopora meandrina, 5096 nucleotides long. Lineage: Eukaryota; Metazoa; Cnidaria; Anthozoa; Scleractinia; Pocilloporidae. The record is from the annotation of a GenBank genome assembly.